AUGUCCCUUAUUGUUGCACCCUUUGCCAAAGAAUGUGUAUACUACAGGCUUCUAAGCGACCACGAUUCUCUUCUUGUCAACUUCCAGGUCUUGAGUGGAGGUGAUUUCGAGAUCGACUUUGAUAUCACUGCUCCCGACGGCUCGAAAGUCAUUCAAACCAAGGACAAACGAUAUGCCGAUUACUUGUUAAGAUCCUUUGGAAUAGGCGAAUACUCCUUUUGUUUUGUCAACUCAUUUUCACCGAAUUCCAUUACAAACUCCAAAAAAAUCGAAUUUUCAAUCGAAUUAGAAAGAGACGUAGACUACUUCAAAAAACAAAAUGAAAUCAACAGCGUCAAAAAUGAAGAACUACUAUCAUAUAACGCAUUGGACGAAAUCGACAGAAAUUACGCCAAAGCAAAAAAGCUCAUGGACUACCUAAGAGCAAGGGAAUGGAGAAACAUGAGUACUGUCAAAUCAACCGAACUAAGAGUCUAUUAUCUAGGGAUGUUCAGUGCUAUAUUGAUGGUGGCUCUUGGUGUUGGUCAAGCUACCAUAGUGCAGUUGAUGUUCUCUGGUCCAAGAUCCAUUGUAUAA
This is a messenger RNA of Ascoidea rubescens DSM 1968, 576 nucleotides long. Its product is annotated as emp24/gp25L/p24 family protein. Lineage: Eukaryota; Fungi; Ascomycota; Saccharomycetes; Ascoideales; Ascoideaceae. Bases 1 to 576 code for a protein of 191 amino acids. Gene Ontology annotation, cellular component: COPII-coated ER to Golgi transport vesicle; Golgi apparatus; endoplasmic reticulum-Golgi intermediate compartment. Gene Ontology annotation, biological process: Golgi organization; intracellular protein transport; protein retention in ER lumen. The record is from RefSeq and is a predicted model, not a curated record. The transcript has a single exon.